CAUUGUUUUCAUGUGUGGUUUGCUCUUGUAACAUUUCGACCAUGAAAAAAUAGACUAAUUUCUUUAUAUGUUAUUGUAUCUAUACUGACUAUACAUAUCAGUUAUUGUUAUCUCGCUUAAUAACUGUUGAGAUUUUACUUUGUACAUAAGUUCUCAAAAUUCCAGGUUUCCAUCGUUGUAGCCCUAUCGUCAAAUGGAUGUACCGUGGGAGCGUUUGGCGAUAACAGACUGGCUCCUGCCCGCUUUGUUUAUGCCACGCUAUUGGCAGCGUUGGAUUGACCAGUCGGAUUAUCCGGAUAGCGAGUUGCUACAGGACUUUUAUUCGGAUGGGCAUCAUUCUCUCAUUGGAAUCUGCUGCAAGGACAAAUCUAGCCUGGAGAUUUGUACAGCUCUUGGAUUUCGCGGUUGCGUCAGCGCCGGAGAAUUUGCUGGUCGAGGAAUUGUGAUUCGAGAAGAACGAAAGCCCGAUUUCCCUUUGGAGUUCACGAACAUACCGGUCACGGAUAUCACUUCUUUACGAAGAAUCAAGUUUUUGUAUGGAAAAUCGGCACGAGAUUUGCUACGUGUCAUCGCAUGGGAAUCCAACAGCGACAGCCCAACACCGAUUAUCAUUUUCAUCGAAAACCUUCCCGCCUUCUGUCAGGACGUGAUGACUGGGAAUUUCAUGGAUUAUUCGAAGCAGGCAUCUAUGGCGAUGAUCUUGAGUCAUCUCGCCGAGGCCGUGCAGUUCUCAUCACGCAAUGGAAACCAUACCUUACGCAUUAUGUUCUCCAUGUCAGAAGAUCCUGAAUACGAACAAGAUUUUGACCGGUUCAAAGUUCACAAAUGGCGACUUUCUGAUGGUGUUAGCGGCGCAGUAUUGUCGUCCGAUUGUUGGAAGGAUGAAGAGUUUCUCAUUUCCCGUAUAAAUGGAAGUUCCAGUCAGAAACUUUGCAUUUCUUCACGUCGAAAGAAUUUGUCAACGUUUUGAGUUAUGAAACGGGAGAGCGGAAGGCCUCCUGGAGGCGGCGCGGAGCCCAAAAACCGCCUGCGUGGCGGCCAAAAACUUGGAGGAACAGAAGGGAGCAUCAUACUUUAAAUCGCCGCCCCCCCUCCUUUCCAAUGCAAUGCGCCGAAUGCGGGUCUGCGAGUAUUGACCGGGAUGGCAGCUUAAAAAUUACAUGAUGUUGCAGUCAUUCAGUUUGACUGUGCAAUAAAAAGGUCACCGAAGCAGUAGCGUUAACAUACGUAAUAUGUCUAAUCGAUUGCUGGGGCAGCUGCCUGCUACCGGUCCCGUGUAAAAUGAUUCGAUUCAAACAAACAUUCUGUUGCGUGUGGAUUUCUUAACGAGCAAACAAAGCUAGACAAAUAAUGAAUCUACUGUAUAUGGGGUAUUUACAGUAAGUGACGCCCAAGAUGUACAACAAUUAUUUCUUGCUGCUUUGUAAUGAUGCAGUUUUGUUCGUAAUGAAGUAUUUGGGUUUUUAAAUACAAUUUGGCUGUCUUGAAUGCAUUGCCAUUUGCCGUUACAGUAAACUCAGCAUCUUGAUACCUAUUUCUAUUACGUAUAAAAAUGUCGCAGCCCAAACCGUCAACAUUGUCUGAGGAAUUUCAGGUACAGUAACUAUAUACUGUAGGCUUAAAUUUCACGAUAAUGACCGCAGCUGUUGAUACACAAAGCGGAACAUUCCACAGGAAGUUAAAAUUAAUUUGAAAAUCUUUUCUUGCCAAUGAUUUGACUAGCAAAACAAAACGUGUAGCCUCGAAGUCGUGAACUAUGUGAUUUUGUAUUUCCAGGGCUUGCAGACUAACUCCAAUGUUCUUGGCAUUCAGCUUUGGCAUUUAGUAGCCAUAAUAAUUUUUGGAAUAUGUAUACUCUGUAAGUGAAAAUUGCUUUUCCUCAGGCCGGUUCUUGCUGAUAAGUUCAGAUCCGAAUUAAGUAAGAAGCGUUUUAUUGGUUGCUUAAGCUUCGCUGCUUCGGUAUUCUGGUUUACAAUUAGACUUAACAAAAAAUUUGGAACAGCGUUUUUAGUGCUUCCAUUCGUCCGAUAUUUAAGUACCGUAAAAUGUUUGGUACGGUACAUUUGAUUAUACAAAAAUUGUACUACAAAAAUUGUACUACAAAAAUUGGGUGGCACAACCCAUUCAUAACAAACCGAAAUUGUUCGUAGUGAACUAAUACUUGUGUCUAUGUAGUUGUUUUUAUUCUGUGUUAAUUUUUGCGUGUGAAAAUUAUUGGCUGUUUUAAGAUAAUACUUCAUAAUGCACUGAGCCUGUAUAGUAUGAAAUGAUGGCAUUACGUAGUCACAGUAAUACAAUACUUUAUCCGUAAAAGUGGCACGUUCCUGUGAUGUAUUUUAUUAAA
Paramacrobiotus metropolitanus is the source of this 2344-nucleotide messenger RNA. RefSeq lists its product as uncharacterized. Bases 194 to 970 code for a protein of 258 amino acids. NCBI's taxonomy places the organism in Eukaryota, Metazoa, Tardigrada, Eutardigrada, Parachela, Macrobiotidae. The transcript has 7 exons. The record is from RefSeq and is a predicted model, not a curated record.